GAUCGAUCAAACAUGGUUAUUGCAAUAGUCUAUAUGACAUUAGAAUUUGAUUUUACAUCAUCGGUUCAAGGUGUUAUACUACAUUUUUUUGGGGGUUAUCUAACAACACAAGUUUUAGCUGCCGCUUCAUGGACUCUCUUUACUUUUCUUACUUCAAUUUCUGCUAAAGUUGGUGCUUGUUUUCCUACUGUAAAUUCCUUGAUUUCUGCAUGGUUUCCAAGGGAGGAAACUAGUAAAGCUGUUUCUACUAUCACAUCCUCUGCUUAUAUAGGAAUUGUAAUUGCCUUGCUGAUAUCAACUUGGUUAGGAUCAGGUCCUCUUGGAUGGCCCGGCAUUUUUUUGGACAUUUGGAACUGCUGGUUUGAUUUGCAACAAAAGAAUAAUGUUAAAAUUAAUUUGAAUUAUCAUAGAGUAGAAUCUGGUGAUAUUGUUAAUGAAUCAAUGAUAAGCGAGAAUAAUGAUACAAAUCCUAAUACACCAUCAGAAAUUUUUGUUAUCGAAGAAAAUAGUGAGGUUAAUGAAUUAUUAACAAAUAAUUUGAAAUUACCAAAUUUAAAACAAGUUCCAUGGAAAUUGAUUCUUUCUCGUCGUGAAAUGGACCUUAAGAGUCUUGGAUAUUAUUCUAUGCUUCCUUAUGCCACACAAGGAGUCACUGGUAUUUUUGCUG
This is a messenger RNA of Scutellospora calospora, 667 nucleotides long. Lineage: Eukaryota; Fungi; Glomeromycota; Glomeromycetes; Diversisporales; Gigasporaceae. The record is from the annotation of a GenBank genome assembly.